Molecule: messenger RNA, 1179 nt
Organism: Klebsormidium nitens
Lineage: Eukaryota; Viridiplantae; Streptophyta; Klebsormidiophyceae; Klebsormidiales; Klebsormidiaceae
Source: the annotation of a GenBank genome assembly
AUGAACAGCUUCGAGCGGGGGCCAACCGUCGAGACGUUCCUCCAGCAGCUCUUCCGCGAUCGCACUGUCACCAACUUCACGAUCUAUGUGAAGGAAGGCGCGGGCCCCCAGUCGCUUCCCUCGACCGUGGAAGACGUUUUCUGCGCGAUCGAAGACGAAGAUCGCGAGCUCGCCAAGCUGCUUGGCAGCACCGAGCAUCUCGACUUCCUGCUGGCCCCCUCGGGAACGCGGCCGGUCUGCGACAGGAACUCCCCCGGCUGCGUCCUGUACGCGAACAACAUCCUCACGGUCGCCAACAGCUUCCGGAACUACGGAGAGCUUUUGCGCGCUGACCUCAUCAAGCAGGGCUUCGUCGUCCAUGAGGUAUAUCUGGACGACGAAGCCCCCUCUGUUCAGGUGCGCAGAGUUGGCAACGACGAUGACAAGGACCUCGCCGACGAUGUUUGGCGGGCCAGGUAUGUGGUCGAUGACGAGGCGUACCGCAAACUCCUUGAGAAGGAUGAAAUUGACACCCUGGACGAGGUGGAGGUGCGGCAGAGACACAUCUACGAGUGCAUCCGCAAUGUGCACAAGGUCGAUCCCCGUCGAGUCGACCACAAUUACGAGGUGGUGCACUGCGGAAAGGAGCUCGUCCCGUUCCAGAACUACAUCAGGUUCCAAACGACCCCUUUCUCCGACAUCAUGGACGACUUCACGAGAGCCCUGAGGGAAGGGGACAUGGAGGGCGUCACGAAGGAGUACGUCGCUGCCAGGGGCGACAUGUCGCGUCGGAUUCCCUUUGCGGUGAUGCUUUCAGCAGAAUUGUUGGGCUGCCAGCCGGGGGAGGUGGAAAGGUGCAAAGAGGACGGGUUUGCGGUCGAGGAGGAUGCAUUGCAAGCGAUUCACGACACGAUGCUCGGGCCAACGCCUGAACGGCUCAGCUUCGUUCGCGACUUUUACGGGAUGGACCAGACGGCUGAGAGUCUGACGGCGACGAUGAAGCGCAACGCCAUCAAGAAGGUUCUCCACGUAGGCCUCGGGCUCAACCACGUCGCUCCGAAGAAGUCGAACGGGAAGUUUGUAGCUGGCCGGCCUCACCUCUUCAAGCCGUUGCUAUGGCAGGAAGUGCGAGAGAAGUACGGUCGGCUUGAUGAGUACGAGGCGACACUACCGGUAGAGGGUUGUGUUAUACGGCCGUAG